CGUGACUCGACGCGAAUACCUUAUUCUGUGUAUGUGUGUGUUUGUUUCCAUACACGUUGCGAGGCGUCGCGACCAAAACAAGCCAACACAGAAAUAGAAAUAGUAACACUUGUAGUUGGUGUUAGUGCUAGGUUUGCUGGUUACCUUGGCCAUCGAUCGUGCGCGCGUGGUUAGCGUGUCAGCCUGACGUACAUUACGUAUACGACACCAAGGCACUGCGCUAUGUUGUGGAGAAGCAGGCAGGCAGGCCGUUGUCCUUGGUUUUAGUCUAGCGCUUGCAGCGUGUGGCAACGGUAAUGUCCUGACUUUAGUGCGAGUGUUUUUACUAUCUGUCUCUGUGUUCGUGUGCGUGUGUAUGUGAGUGUGAGUGAGUUAGCCUCUCUCUUAGUCAGUAGUUGAAACAGAGCUAGAGAGUUGUGCCAUGUUAUUGGCUAAUCGUUAUGCAAUCGUCUAACUUUAAGCCAUAAGUGGAAAUGUCUUUGAAACGUUAUGCAAUCCUCGCGGCGGUCAGUCAGCAACAGCAACAGCAGCAGCAGCAGCAGCUGCAUCAUCUGCCAUACAAUGCAACAGUCAUGUCAACAGCAACGCCAACGACAACGACAUCAGCAAUAGCAACAACAAUGGGCACAACAUCUUUGCCCGCCAGCAACAGCGAGGAACAGGAUGAGCAAUUGCUGGAGGACGCAGACGUAGAGGAAGAGCCGCCAUUACAUUCCACGUACUAUCAGGGCGGCAUUGGUCUCUAUUAUCAGCAGCUCGGAGGAACACCGACAGGAGGAGGAGCAGGCGGAGGAGGAGGCAUAUCACUAGUUAAUGGCGCCACUGGCUCGAGCAGCGGCGGAGCCAACAGCCAUGGCACAGCUGGUGGCAGCGGCUCGCAGAGUUACGCUCAUGUUGUCAAUGGCAGCGUGAAUCUUUUACUCGGCGGCUCUAUGCUGUGUCUGGUGACUACAAUUUUAUGUGUCGUUUGUUAUUGUUGUCAUCGCAAUAUCAAAAAGCGAACUGAGGCCGCCUACAGGCAGCAGCAGCAUCAAUGGAUGGAAAACGACCCCAAUAUGGAAAUCUACAGCGUUGAGCAGUGCUACGAGACUUCGGGUCUCUUUCUGGGUGACUCGACGGAUGGUUUGGCUGCGUUGCCAGCGUUGCAUCAUGAGCCGCCGCCUUCGUAUGACGCUGUCGUGUUGCAUGAGCGGCAGUUGCUGCAACAGCAACAGCAGCAACUCGAGGAGCAGCAGUUGCAGCUGCAGCAACAGCAAUUGCUCUUGCAACGCGUCUCUCCGCCGCCUGGUUAUCGCUCCACGCUCGACAUCAGCUGCCUGCAGCAAGCAUCGUCGUCGGCUGCAGCUGUGGCAGGUGGCAGUGUUGAAGCAAUGCCAGGUGGCAGUGGCAGCUCUGCCGCUGCUGGAGUUGGAGCUAUCGGAGGCGAUGCGUUGGUGCACAAGCAACUGCAUCGCACACUCAACGCCCAAUCCUGUUGCUCGCUGCAACGUGCCGAGGUGGAGAACAUGUGGAAUGCAGCUGCUGCGGCGGUGGCGGCACGCAACAACGGCAACUGCCAGGAAUUGGAGAUGUACAUGGCGUCGCCAUCGCCGCCAUUGCCGCUGGCAUUGCAGGCGCGAAAGAAUGCACAGGCGGCGCUGCGUUUGAAUAGCUUUGGACGACGCUAUUUGCAGCAGAGUCAGCUUCACAUGCAACAGCACAGUCACUAUAGACGCGGCUGUCCGUUGUGUGGCAAGUUUCGCUAUGCGGCCGACGACGAAAUGUUGGCGGCAUCCGUUGAGAGCGGCCUGGAGCAGUGUGAUGACAAUGACAAUGUGGCAAGUGGGGCAAGUGUUGAACAGCAGCAACAGCAACAGCAGCAAAUGACUUUGACUUGCCUAAAUGGCAAUCAAAUUGAUGCCGCAGUUGUUGAAGCUGAUGCUGCAAAUGGAAAUGUGGUGGACAACAGCACAACAGCAUCAGCAGCUGAAGAUGUGGAAGCCAACGCUGACAUAGACGAAAAUGACAAUGCAGCAGAGACACCAACAGCAACUGCAACUGCAGCAUCAUCAUCAUCAGCAGCAACAACAGCAACUGCAGAUGAGGCUGCUGCCAACCUAGAUAUUAACAACAUCAACGAGAACGGCAUCAUCAGUCUGGACAUGAGCAAAAUCAUUGAUGUAUCGGGGUUGCCCACAUACGAAGGAGCGUUGAAGCUCGAAUCGAGUGGCUACGUCUAAGAGAGGGAAAGAGAGAGAGAGAGAAAGCUUCCCCCAAAUGUCAACGAGAUAUAUGAAUGACAAGUUCACAAAAUUUACCAAAUGAUAAAUCUAUCACGAAUGUGCUUUAUUUUACAAAAACCAAAACAAAAAUGUGGAGCAGAGAGUUGUUGUUAAUGCCUCCCCCUAAGAGCAGGUAAUUUUCAUUGUGUUAAUCAAAUCGCAACUGCCUUAACAGCAACAACAUUGAUCUCGGGUUGAAAUGGCUUCGAUUCUCAACCCACAAAUUGUAUGAAAUAUAUAUUUCUAAUUUUAGCUGCUAGUUAUAAGCUUACAUAUCCUCCCAACCACCCAAUUCUAAAUAGCAAAAAACAGAAAAUAAUAAGUCAAUGUUUGUUCCGACCGAGUUAUAAGUAAAACAAAAAGAAAAAAAAGAAAAGAAAAUGCAAAAAAGAAAACGAGAAAUAUCAAUAAAAGAAAUAUGCUCGAA
Messenger RNA from Drosophila albomicans, 2688 nucleotides. RefSeq lists its product as uncharacterized. The coding region runs from base 474 to 2219 and encodes 581 amino acids. Gene Ontology annotation, molecular function: transcription coregulator activity. Gene Ontology annotation, biological process: regulation of transcription by RNA polymerase II. Gene Ontology annotation, cellular component: SWI/SNF complex; nucleus. The record is from RefSeq and is a predicted model, not a curated record. Lineage: Eukaryota; Metazoa; Arthropoda; Insecta; Diptera; Drosophilidae. The transcript has 3 exons.